AUGGAUGGAUUUCAUGGACGCGAUAAGGAACAAAUGAGGCAAACUAUACUGAAGCAUGAGUCAGUAUUCAGGCAUCAGAAAGUGUCAAACUUUGAGGAACGAACCUGUGAAUUCUCGCGGCAGGCGUUCUCGAGGUCUUUGGUCCAGUUCAAGCAAGGGAAGGACAGACUGGACUGUUCCCUCGUGCUUCUCCCUUUAGGGGUGAAAACCUUCCUGACCGGAGUGCCGUUCACUCUACUUCUCCUGGCGGGAAGUACUUGUUCCCUUCACCAACCAAUCUUCGGAUUCAAAAAUCGUAUGUAUAUAAGCAUAGAAAGCGCACCGUUUUGGAAGGCAGGAACUUCCGGACAAAUGCUUAAGACAAUAAGAAAGGAAGAAGUAGCGAUAUGCCGCCUUAUUUUAUAA
This is a messenger RNA of Prunus armeniaca (apricot), 405 nucleotides long. NCBI's taxonomy places the organism in Eukaryota, Viridiplantae, Streptophyta, Magnoliopsida, Rosales, Rosaceae. The record is from the annotation of a GenBank genome assembly.